This is a messenger RNA of Epinephelus moara (kelp grouper), 799 nucleotides long. RefSeq names its product solute carrier family 50 member 1 (gene slc50a1). NCBI's taxonomy places the organism in Eukaryota, Metazoa, Chordata, Actinopteri, Perciformes, Serranidae. The record is from RefSeq and is a predicted model, not a curated record. Gene Ontology annotation, cellular component: membrane. Gene Ontology annotation, molecular function: sugar transmembrane transporter activity. The transcript has 4 exons. The coding region runs from base 161 to 688 and encodes 175 amino acids. Gene Ontology annotation, biological process: carbohydrate transport.
ACUGAUUGCAAAUACGGAAAUACAGUGAGAUAAGCAGGGCGUCCGCGUACUUUUACUCCGUCUUUUAAUUGCAUGCAGUGUGUGCGUCUUUGGUGAAAAGCAGACAUUGCACGUAAAGUACACCUCCGGGUUGUGUGUAAGAUUCUUCUUCUCUCCUUCUAUGGAUUUAUUGCCGCUUCUGUCAUGGGCCUGCAUCGUGUUCACAGUCGGGAUGUUCUCGACUGGACUGACCGACCUGAAGAAGAUGAGAGAAUCCAAAAGUGCUGACAACAUCCAGUUUCUCCCCUUCCUCACCACAUGUCUUAAUAACCUGGGCUGGUUGUAUUAUGGGAUUCUGAAGAAGGAUCAGACGAUCAUCCUGGUCAACGUCAUCGGAGCUCUACUCCAGAUCCUCUACAUCAUCGUGUACCUCCACUACACCACGCAAAAGAGGCUGGUGAUGUCCCAGACUCUAGCUGCAGGGGCGGUGCUUACCUGCGGUUGGUUCUACUUCACAACAGUUCUUCCCGAGGGAGAGACUCAGCUCAGCCAGCUCGGCCUCACGUGUAGCGUGGUCACCGUCAGCAUGUACCUGUCCCCGCUCACCGACCUGGUACCUGCUCACAUCCAGUACACACAGACAGCAUGUGUAAAGUCAAAUGAAAAACAUAAGGAGACAAGAAAGACAAGAAAGAUUCUUUUAUUGUAAAAGAAUAUUUAUUAACAUGUGACUGUAUGAAUAAGAAUGUGGAAAGUCUUUGGCGAUUAGACCCCGUAGAGAUGGUUUGAUUAAAGGAGGGUGAUGAAUCCAUAGUCGAAU